Molecule: messenger RNA, 564 nt
Organism: Trichomonas vaginalis G3
Lineage: Eukaryota; Parabasalia; Trichomonadida; Trichomonadidae
Product: NADH pyrophosphatase protein
Exons: 1
Coding region: 1-564 (187 amino acids)
Biological process (GO): nucleoside triphosphate catabolic process
Cellular component (GO): cytoplasm
Molecular function (GO): nucleoside triphosphate diphosphatase activity
Source: RefSeq, a predicted model, not a curated record
AUGACUCAAACAAUCACUUUCGUUACAGGAAACAAAAACAAGCUUCGCGAAGCUCAAGAAAUCCUUGGAGUCAAGCUUGUCAACUUAGAAAUCGACAUUCCAGAACUCCAAUUGUUUACAUCUGAAGAAGUCGCAUUAUACAAGGCAAAAGAAGCCGCUAAAAUUGUUGGUGGACCAGUUAUUGUCGAUGAUACAGCCCUCCACUUCAAUGCUAUUGCUGGAUUGCCAGGCGCUUACAUUCGCGCUUUUGUAACACGUCUUCGCCCAUUCGAAAUCGCUAGACUCCUUGACAGUUACGAAGAUAAGUCAGCCUACGUCACCUGCAGCAUUGGGUUCUGCGCAGGACCAAAUGAUGAAGUUAAAGUUAUUACUGGUCGUGUCAAUGGCAAAAUUGUCCAUCCACGCGGAGAAGGUGGCUUUGGAUUCGAUCCAAUUUUCCAACCAGAUGGUUACGAUAAGACUUACGCAGAGCUUUCUGAAGAAGAUAAGAAUAAUUGCUCCCACAGAGGAAAUGCUCUUCGCCAAUUUAAGGAAUCCGGAAUUCUUAAUAAGUACUCACUUUAA